UAUUGUAACUCUUCAUGGUCACACUCGGAAAGUACCGCAAACUUUUGCAAGACGUCGUGUGAAUAAGAAUUAGAGCGAAAUUUUAAGAAUGCGAAAACGUGAUAGGUUAGGAUGCUGGCAACAGCUUUUAACGCUAGUGGGCGUUCCCUCACUCUCGGAGAAGGAGUGGGCCAAGUUAUAUAAGUAUUACUUGCAGAGCUGGAAGAGAAUUCAUUACAUCAAGCUCGACAAAAACGCUCUUCCUGCUGCAGAUGUAAACCCUAUAAUCGGACGCCAUAAUGUCACGCAACCACCGGCUGAUGUGGCUUCUGCUCCUGGAAGGCACAUUAAUGCGCCAGCGGGUCGCUCAGUCAGUCCCAUCAAGCGCCGGAAUACUGUGGCGCAGAAAUCAGCUCCCUCAGUCUACCCCAUCAAGCGCCGCAAUUCUCUUGCACCGCUAUUAUCUUCCUCAGUCGCUUCCAUGCAGCGCCGCAAUUCUCUGGCACCGCAAUUAUCUUCCUCAGUCGAUCCCAUGAAGCGCCGCAAUUCUCUGGCACCACCAUCUGCAGGAGCAGCUCCCAAAAACCUAAAACGUAAAAGCUCUAUGGCUGCUCACGAUUGCGAUACCAGUCAUCAAACAGAUCUGUUGCUCAGUCCGAUUAAACGCACCGACUCGGUGAUCUCCGCAUUCGAAAAUAUCGAUUCCAAUGGUUUCAAUAGUCCCAUGCAGCGCCGGGACUCGAUUGGUUUGGAUCAAUGGAUGAAACCAAUAAAAUCAAUAUCACCUUUGGCUCCCAGCCCCAUUAUGCGCCAAGACAAUGUGGUAUCAGGUCUAGGGAUAAAUCGGAAUCGGGACUCCUUAGUUACAUCUUCGCCAAUGUUAAAAUCGAAAAAGUUAGCGCGCAAGGCACUGAAAAAGCCGAAAAGCGCCGUAAAGCAUGUAACUGGAUCGGGCGACGAUCUAGAUGAGGAGAUGUCGCUAUCGACUUGGAAGAAAUACAUUGACCAGCGUAAGGCGUUAGACACAAAGACCUUGGAAAGCUCCGAAAAUGGAAUUCCACCUCAGAAGGUUAAUAAUAAUAAUAUUGAAAUGGAUACGCCUGUGAAGCGCAAGAGGGGUCGCCCGACUCGCGAGGAGAAGGCUAAGCGACUGGAGGAGAACCAAGUGCCAAAGAUGCAUCAAGCUUCGGACCCUUUGAAGGAGCCACAACAGGAGAAAUCAAUUCCUGACGUAGAAGCAUCAAAGAAUCAAGGACGAGUAGCUCAGCGCCAUGACGCACCUAUGGAGCCGCAGAAAACCGCCUUGCAGCCCACUACAAUAAGUCUUUCACCACAGACGACCAAGACCCAUCAGUAUUCCAAACCGCCCCAACAGAAGUCAGAAGCCAAGCCAACAUGUCAGUCAACUUCUUCAGUCAGCGAUCAGGAAGGAACGGACAUCACCAUACUUUCAAAUGUUGUCGUACCACCCGCUGUAAGCUUUUUUAUGUUCAUUAAGUCACCUAACUCCCUUUCCUUCUCACAGAUCAUAGAUGAAGACGCGAUCCUACCGGCCCACAUGCCAGUGCAUGCAAUAGAUUUGAAAAGUCCUUCCAAAGUUCCUUCCGAAGAUAAAGAAGAGAAGGAAGACGAGCAGGGAGAGGGUAUGGAGAAGGAGAAGGACGAGGACGAAACUCGCGACCAAACUCGACAGAGAACGGGAUUAUCAGAGAAAACGACCGUUCAAUGUACAAAAGUAUUUUCUCAAUCGAUGAAGAGGAAGAUGAACAGCUCUUGGCCAAGCAAAGGCUUCGUUUUAAAUGACUUGGAGGCAGAGGAGCAGCUAAUCGACGAUGUAAUGGAUCUAACCAGGACCGUUGGCGGCGAAGAGGGUGAUAAGGAUGCCCUGGACAUGGAUAUCGACCUCGACCUACUGGUUAAGGACGACAACAUGACCAACCAGAUGGCGCUGAUUGACCCGCAGCCCGAGAUGUCUUUCGAUCAAUGUCUGGAAGCAAUAGACACCAAGUUAAACAGUCCCAAAAGAGCGCCCAGCUCGAUAGACCAUCAGCUAACCAAUGCUGCCGAGUUUAUCGAGGAGCUAUCAAGUCGGCCGCCCGUAGAUGUGAAUGCGGACAAGUCGAACCUAAUGUGGCCGUUCAUGGACGAAGAUGAGGUGUUAGACUACGAAGCUGACAACGAUGUGCUAACGCUGGUUGUCUCUUCGGAUGAACUGGAUGACGAGGACCCAAGUAAGUCCCCUAAACCCGAACUGCAACCAAAGGGAAUUGAUAAACCCGAAAUCCCGAAUGCGGAAAAACCGAAGAACUUUCGGAUACCCCGGAUAAACCCAGAGCUGCUGCAAGCACAACCAUCCGUCAUGCAUUCCCUGUACUUACAUGAAAAUGAGGAACGCAAUGGGGAGAAAAUAACCCAAGAUGUGCGCCUAAGGCGGGAAGAGGCAAGAAUUGCCAGGCGUCCAAAGGAAUCAAUGCCCCGGUUUGCACCUCCCUAUCGGCAAACUUGCGAAAAUUAUGUUCCCGAAGACUUGCCGCAGCCGCUGUUUGGCCCCCAAGACUUGGCUCCUCCGCAGUUUGGUCCUGAUGAUUUGGCUCCGAUUUGUGCCCCGCCCAACAACAGGGAAGAGACAAACUAUCGGCAACCUCUUGUCGCAUCGCAAUAUUCCCCGGGAACCUUUAUUCCAAAUUCUGAACCGCUCGGUAACAGGGAUUUUCUCGCCGAAGUGCCACACCAACGGCAUCCUCCCGGAGCAUCCCAAUAUGUGCCACAAAACUUGACCACCAGCUGCAGGAAUACUUGCCCCGCCGAAGUACCGCUUCUCAGCCAUCAAGGCAUUGGUGCCAAGCAUUGGAUGAUGGAGAUCUUUGGAGUUAAGUGCCUUAGGUAUUUAGAAAACAAAUGCCUGGUGGCUAACUGUGAUCAUACGUUGAGCCCCGUGGGUGAAGUCGAGAGGCGCCUCCUCAGUAUGCCAGAGGAAAGCCUGGUUCAUACAUACCGACAGGCACUGCGCAGCUCCUACAUAUUCCAGCGGUAUUUUAAGUGCUUUGCGAAUAUCUUUGAGCGUCGCAAACUCGGCAAGCACCUGCUGCAAAUGCUGGUCAACAGCCGGUUGUAUCGAAACUUAACAGUGCACAUUGUUGAGUACGUUUUUUCAGCCCUCAAACGUUCUGGAUUGGAGCGCGAGGCCACGAAUUGCAUGAUGACGGAUCUCUGGAUGCCAGACAAGGCACACAAGUUCAGUGAGUUGACGUUGGCAAUAUUGAAUAUAUUAAAAACGGUCAACUGGCAGGACUACAUCGAUCAACUUGUAGAGCUGCACGAAACACACAAGUUCUUGUUAUCCGACGAAUUAAUGGUCCGAAUAAUGAAGUGGGCAGAUGUUACGAAGAACGAAGCCCUCCAAAAGAAAGCCAUGAUGAUGCUACUCGCUGACAUGGGCACGUAUUCUCGGUCUCCGACUCUCAUGUCCCUUGUCGACAGGUUCUCCAACCCCGAUCCAAAUCCGAACUUACAUCAGUUGAGGGCAGGGUCCGUGCCAGCCCUUCCUCGGAUAUCACCGGCACAACAACAGCUCAUCCCGCAACAAGAUCGACUACUUGGAGUAGGUUCGAGUCCUUCCCUCCUUAGGAGAUUUUCGACAAGUGGACACCCUCAACCAUUUCCAGCAUCGAACUGGAACCUGCCUGGAGCAGGUCCUGGUCCAUCGCUUAUAAGGAGUAAUCCAGCUCUUACGCCACAUUGGACUCACACUGCUAGUUCCAAUGCUUAUCGCGACCUGCCUGGAGCAGGUCCUGGUCCAUCGCUUAUACGGAACUCUCCGCUACUUGGACAUCAUCAGGAGCAGCAGGAGUAUUUAACAUCGCUCUCGAGAAGCCAAGGGGAUAAUGGGAACAGAGCCGAUGACCCGUUUUGCAAUUACCGCAGUAGUUUCCAGUAGGAUAGUUUUUUUUUCAGUCAAAUGUAGUUAUGUACCCCAUUAUAAUAUAAUUCUCUAUAUAUAUAUAUGUGACCUUAGGGAGAUGACUCCCUGCAGUUAAAUGGACGAUUUUGAUAUGAUCAUAUUGAAGUUUCUUUGGGAUUAAACCCAUUGUUUAUGUUUCAUAAUAUGUACUUACAAUUAUAAAAGUGUAUAAUUAUUGCGACACCUAAAGGGAAUUUUGUCUUGCUUGCAAGAAAUUCUGUUUGUGAAGUUUGUAGAAUCAGAAUUCCUAAAUAUAACCAAAAAAUUAUGUACAAUUA
This is a messenger RNA of Drosophila serrata, 4218 nucleotides long. RefSeq names its product deadlock (gene del). Lineage: Eukaryota; Metazoa; Arthropoda; Insecta; Diptera; Drosophilidae. The record is from RefSeq and is a predicted model, not a curated record.